This is a messenger RNA of Nematolebias whitei (Rio pearlfish), 1008 nucleotides long. RefSeq names its product replication factor C (activator 1) 5 (gene rfc5). Gene Ontology annotation, cellular component: nucleus; DNA replication factor C complex. Gene Ontology annotation, molecular function: ATP binding; DNA binding; DNA clamp loader activity. Gene Ontology annotation, biological process: DNA repair; DNA-templated DNA replication. Bases 1 to 1008 code for a protein of 335 amino acids. The record is from RefSeq and is a predicted model, not a curated record. NCBI's taxonomy places the organism in Eukaryota, Metazoa, Chordata, Actinopteri, Cyprinodontiformes, Rivulidae. The transcript has 11 exons.
AUGGCGUCUACAAGUAAAGCACCGCAGCAAAGCAGAAAUUUACCUUGGGUGGAAAAAUACAGACCACAAACACUUGAUGAGUUAAUCUCUCACAAAGAUAUUCUAAGCACCAUCCAGAGGUUUAUCAGCGAGGACAAGCUUCCCCACCUGUUGUUUUACGGCCCCCCUGGAACAGGAAAAACCUCUGCGAUCCUGGCUUGUGCCAGGCAGCUGUACAAGGACAAGGAGUUCAACUCCAUGGUGUUGGAGCUAAACGCGUCAGAUGACAGAGGUAUCGAUGUCGUACGAGGUCCAAUUCUGAGUUUUGCCAGCACCAGGACCAUUUUCAAGAAGGGCUUCAAACUGGUGAUUCUAGAUGAGGCUGAUGCCAUGACCCAGGAUGCCCAGAAUGCAUUGCGGCGAGUGAUUGAGAAGUUCACAGAAAACACUCGAUUCUGCCUCAUCUGCAACUACUUGUCCAAGAUCAUCCCGGCGCUGCAGUCGCGCUGCACCAGGUUCCGCUUCGGCCCGCUGUCUCCGGACCAGAUGAUACCUCGACUGGAGCACGUUAUCCAUCAGGAGAACAUUGACAUGACUCCAGAUGGAAUGAAGGCUGUCGUCACGUUAUCUUCAGGCGACAUGAGAAGAUCGCUCAACAUUUUGCAGAGCACCAGUAUGGCGUACGGGAAGGUCACAGAGAACACGGUGUACACCUGCACCGGACAGCCCCUCCGCUCAGACAUCGCCAACAUCCUCGACUGGUGCCUCAACAAAGACUUUAACACAGCUUACAGACAAAUCCUUCACCUGAAGACGUUGAAAGGUUUGGCUCUGCAUGAUAUUCUCACCGAGGUGCACCUGCUCAUCCACAGAGUGGACUUUCCUUCGGCCGUUCGGAUCACUCUUCUCAUCAAGUUAGCCGACAUAGAACAUCGACUUUCAUCCGGGACAAAUGAGAAGAUCCAGCUGAGCUCCAUGGUUGCAGCUUUCCAGGCAGUGAGGGACCUGGUGGUCAGUGAAGCUUCUUAG